Liolophura sinensis is the source of this 1469-nucleotide messenger RNA. Its product is annotated as nucleoside diphosphate-linked moiety X motif 17-like. Gene Ontology annotation, cellular component: peroxisome; cytosol. The transcript is spliced from 7 exons. Gene Ontology annotation, biological process: NADP+ catabolic process; NAD+ catabolic process. NCBI's taxonomy places the organism in Eukaryota, Metazoa, Mollusca, Polyplacophora, Chitonida, Chitonidae. The coding region runs from base 23 to 931 and encodes 302 amino acids. The record is from RefSeq and is a predicted model, not a curated record. Gene Ontology annotation, molecular function: NADH pyrophosphatase activity.
GUUUGGCUCCAAAUUACUUAGAAUGGCAGCCGAAGCCAGUAAACGGACUCUUGUCUACUUGAGGAAGUCUUCUAGCAAUGAUGACCCAGUAGCUGCUCAUUUUACACGGAGUGUGUUGGAUUAUUUUGGUUUCCCUGACAACGAAGGCUGGCUUAGUGCAGAGCUCAAAGACAAUAAAUUGCUAAUUAGUGAUGGAGACUGCAAGGCGCGUGUAAAAAUUAGGAGACCGCCUUUCUGCCCCAUUCGUAAUUUGACUGAAAGAGAAAUUACACGACUUCCGGAUGAUAUACUCAACAGAGGAGUAGACACCGGAGCAGCUGUCAUUCUUCAGACUGGGGACAACAAGAUCUUACUGACUAGGAGAGCGAGCCACUUGCGCACAUUUCCAGGAAUAUGGGUUCCGCCAGGUGGGCAUAUUGAAGAAAAUGAAACGAUCGUGGAGGCAGGGAUACGAGAACUUCGGGAAGAAACUGGGAUCACCCUGAACCAAUCAGAUUGUGUGGAUUCUCACCUGCAAGUCUUAGCUCUGUGGGAGUCCACAUUUCCGCCGAAACUGAGCCUAGGUCUGCCGAAGCGCCAUCACAUUGUGGUGUACAUUUUAGCCAAGCUGUUGCCGUCCAUUACGUCAGAGGAACUGCAGAAGCAAAUAGCACUAGAUCCGGCGGAAGUAGGCGCGAGUGCUUGGCUGGAUAGACAGAUGAUCGAAGCUAUAACUUCCACCAGCGGAGGAAAUCAGCCUUAUGGGAAGGAGAAUAAGAAUAAGACUGUCCCUGAGAAAAUGAAGGCUAUUCUGAUUACCGAGGACAAGGAACAAAUAUUGACUGAUCUGCCUACAGCACCCUUAUUAGAAACUUCUUCGGAUGCCGUGGAUUUAGAACGGGUUAGCACUGGGACGAAAUUUGUUUUAGAAGAAUGGCUUAAAUUGACGUAGGGUGGGUACAAGAAAAAGGCGCUCAGAAUGUUUUAACAAAUGAAAGGCCCAGUCACAAAGCCUUUCCAGCAGUGGCGACCAGCUUGUUUCCGGUGACUGGUCUCGUAAAGUACCACGUUAUGUCGCAUUACCUGAUGCUAUGGCAUCAAGCGGAUAGUUUGGUGAACUAAUGGCGGGAAAAAACACAGCAUAUACAACAAUAUCGCAUGCUGUCAUAUCUGCUGACAGGGUUCGCUCUGAUUGAGUAGCCAUAAACGAAUGGACACAUUUAACGAAUCCUAUUGAAGGGUCAAGUCACUUUAAUACUCAGUGAUUUGAGAUAUUAAUCGCACGAUCCUACAUUUGAUUGGUCAGGUCCGGAAAGCUGAGACGGCUUAUUCAAUGAAAAUGAGGUUCUGUUUUUUACAUUAUCGAAAACGUUUUUCUCCUUGUACUAAAAAAGUGUGGAAAAUCGCAUCACGAUGACCACCAAAACAACCCAAGACCAGCGAAGCACAGGUGUCUGAAAUAGCGAAAGUAUUGUUGAACAGAAUUAUGG